CGUCACCGCCGCACACGCCCGCGCCUUCCUCCUCGCCACGCCUGCUCUUCCACAUUGCUUCCUCGCACCUGCCUUUCUGCAAAGCCUCUCUCACAAGCUUCACUGCGUCUGCGCCGCCAUGCUGGCUCCCGCCUCUAGCUCCGCGCGCCGCCUCGCCGUGCGUGCAGCGGCACCGGCCGUGCGCGCCUUCUCUUGCGCCUCGAGUCUGCGUACUCCGUCCGCCAGCGCCUUUGCGGCACCGACAUUACGGCACAGCCAUGCGCCGGCACCAGCGCGCUCGCUGCUGUGUGCCGUCGGCGUGCCUGCUCGGCCACGCACGCCAGUGCUGUCCGGCGCCCGCGCACAGUCCACCGAUGCCUCCAGCUCUGGCUCGGCCUCGUCUGCCUCGGAGCGGCAAGUGGUAGCCACCUACACGGCGCCCAUGGCUCGCAUGUUCCGCCGGCUCAAGCUCUUCUCCCUCACCACUCUGUCCCUCUCCAUCGGCCUCACUCCUGCGCUGCUCCUGGCGCCGGGCACCAUGCCCCUCUCUGCGCGCCUUGGCGUCUCGGGCGCCGUGCUGGCCACUUCGGCGUCUGCCACUGGACUCAUCGCCUUUGUCGGCGGGCCUUACGCCAGUCACAUGCAGCUCUUGGCGCCGACUGCGACGCGCAAAAGCCACGCCAUCGAGCUCGACACGUACAGCUGGCGCAUGCAGCCGUUGCGUACCACCAUUUUCGACCCUUCCGUCAUUCGUCCCACCGAGCGGCCCUUCGCAACAUGGGAGGUUUCCCUCGCUGCGCCCGCCUCCGUCCCCAUCGCCGACGCUUCUGAAGGAGCAGCGCUGCCCGAGCGCAUCCUCGCCGAGACGCGCAACCUCAAGACGGGCGCGUUGCUGGGACGCUUCGUGGCGCGCUACAGCCGCGAUGCUCUGACGAGGACGGAGCAGGGAUGGAAGGCAGAUGGCGUCAUCGUACAGGAGGGUCAGCCGCUCAGACACUUUCAGGUGCACGAGGAGCUGCUCGAUGAGGCUUGGCAGGUGCUGGAGUAGGGGACGGAGCAAUGGAAAGAUGAAAUUUGAGGGGUAUCGAUGUGAUGUGAGGC
Tilletiopsis washingtonensis is the source of this 1080-nucleotide messenger RNA. RefSeq lists its product as hypothetical. Gene Ontology annotation, cellular component: mitochondrial membrane. The transcript has a single exon. Lineage: Eukaryota; Fungi; Basidiomycota; Exobasidiomycetes; Entylomatales. The record is from RefSeq and is a predicted model, not a curated record. Gene Ontology annotation, biological process: mitochondrial proton-transporting ATP synthase complex assembly. The coding region runs from base 119 to 1027 and encodes 302 amino acids.